AAGCCUCCACGCUACAGCGGCGUGGGCUCGUGGCCGUCCGGAUCGGCGGUGGCUGCCGGCCGGCGGCACCGAACCGAAGCAAGCCCAUGCGGCCAUGCCAUCGCCAGCCGGGCAUGUGCCUCCCUAUCCCACCGAACGCACCUAAAAAAAACCCAGGCAGUGAGAAACCGAACCACGCGUCCAGCUCCCCCUCGCCUCGCUCCAGCUCACCUCGCCUCAGCUCCGCCCAGCAGCCAGCGCCCUCGAGCUUCACCUCCCUCCUACCACCUCCACCUCCCCAAUCCCACCAGAUUCGCCUCGACGCCCCCACCUCCCUGCCUCAGCUUGAUGCCACGCCCCCUCCCAUGGCGCCACGCCCGCGCCCGCGCCCCUCGGCACCCGCCCGAGCCGCGACCCUGACCCUCCUCCUCCUCCUCCUCGCCUCCGCGUCCCUCUCCUCCUCCUCCGCGGCCGCCGCCGCAGGUGUCCCCACGCCCCCGUCCGCGGUCCCCGCCACGCAGCGGCAGGUGGCGUCGGCGUCCGACCCCCCGGCCUCCCCUCCCCCUCCGGCGCGGUGGCACCGGCACCGGCACCGGCGGAGGCACCGUCCGCCGCCGCCGCCCCCGCCGCCCAGGCGGCGGCGGCUCAACUUCGGCGAGCGGCUUGGGAUCGCCUUCGCCGGCGUGGCCGUCGCAAUGCAGGUCUUCCUCGGCGCCUUCCUGGCGCUGCGCGCGUGGCAGCUGCGGCGGCUCGACAGGGCCGAGGUGUCCUCCUCCACGCCCCUCACCUGACGGCCACCGUUUCCCCCCGCCUCCGCCGCCCGCGCCAAUCGAAGCUCGAGCUCGUCCGGGUGUCAGGUCCGUGACUUAUUUGUGAUCUGAUCUGAUGCCGCCGCCGCCGCUGCUGUAAAGGGAUCCGGGGUGCAGUAGCUGCCGCAUGUCCAUGGAGUUGGACGCCAUUCUUUCCGUUCUUUGUUGUACUGCUACCGUGUACAAUCCUGCUCCGUGCAGGCUCCAGUUGAGAGGCUAUGUGAUAUGAGAGAUUGCGAGUUGUGCUGCUGCUUUGAUUGCUGCCGUCCCUUACCUGAUCUAGAUGGUUAGCUGCUGCUGCUUCUGUGCUGUUCCAGUGUUAGAAUUGCAUACUUAAGGCUUGGUGGUUAAAUGGGCUCUCGUGUACUCAUGUACAAAGCGAUCUGUUCCAAUUAUUGCUGGUACGAUAUAAACUAACCUGUCAGUUGCACUUUUCUGUUUUCACAAUCAAGAUCACUCCAUGUGGAAUGAUUGAGCAAACCAUCAAGCAGAUAAUGCGCACUUAUGAUUCUGAUCC
Messenger RNA from Panicum virgatum (switchgrass), 1305 nucleotides. RefSeq names its product proline-rich receptor-like protein kinase PERK2. The record is from RefSeq and is a predicted model, not a curated record. NCBI's taxonomy places the organism in Eukaryota, Viridiplantae, Streptophyta, Magnoliopsida, Poales, Poaceae. The transcript has a single exon. Bases 87 to 770 code for a protein of 227 amino acids.